CCCUGUCUCUGUGUCUCUGCAUAGGCAAUCAGAGCUCUUACUCACAAACCCAACUCUCCCUCUUGCACUGAUUUUGUAAUGAAUUUUCUUCCUGAAUGUAGGUCGUUUACAACAGUAAGCGCCAGUUUCCUCCAAAUCCAGCGUUGUUGUUGCUUUUUUAUUUUUAUUUUUUUGUGGUCGUUGCAUUCCUUUGGACAAGAAAAUCGCGUUGGAUUCCAAAAAACGGAGGGGAGCCUUGUUUGAAUAAUUCCUGUUGUCUGAUAUCCUGUCAGGAUUCCCUGGAAGAAUUUGGCUGAGUAAAAAAGGACCUCCGUGCCGCUGCAGCUAUCGCACUGUUAAGGCUGAUUGAUCUUGCUGGAAUCUAUUGGAAGGAAUCAUUGUGCGAAUGAAGCAGAGUGACCGCUGACCACGUUCUCUUUCUCAGCCUUCUGGGAAGUACCACCAGGAUUAAACCUGCAUUGGAGCCUGGGGAUGGGCUUUAGGGACGAAGACUCCCUUGCUUGUCCUGACGUUGGAAUCUGUCCAUGGUCAAUCAACUGAGGCACCAACCACACUCAUCCUUAGGCUUUUCAUUAGCUGAAAAUAUUACGUGUUGCCUUUCACUUCAUCUCCCUUUGUCUCCCUGGCUGUGGAAGACAGAGCCCUGCUGAUGUUGAUAUAAACAAUGUCAAGGCCAAUGGGACCCCUAUGGCUGCCUUUGAUCUUCACCCCAGUCUGUGUCAUGUUGAAUUCUAACUUCCUUUUGUGGAUAACUGCACUAGCUAUAAGAUUUACCCUCAUUGAUGGCCAAGCACAAUACCCUGUUGUUACCACGAAUUAUGGCAAAAUACGUGGCCUAAGAACACCUUUGCCCAAUGAGAUCCUGGGCCCGGUGGAGCAGUACCUGGGAGUUCCUUAUGCCUCCCCUCCAACUGGGGAGAGGCGAUUCCAGCCCCCAGAACCUCCCUCCUCAUGGACUGGGGUUCGGAAUGCCACGCAGUUUGCUGCCGUCUGCCCACAGUACCUGGAUGAGAGAUCAUUGCUCAAUGACAUGCUGCCGGUCUGGUUUACUGCCAAUUUGGAUACUGUUGUGACAUAUGUACAAGAUCAAAAUGAAGAUUGCCUGUAUUUGAAUAUCUAUGUGCCCACUGAGGAUGACAUUCAUGAUCAGAACAACAAGAAACCCGUUAUGGUCUACAUCCACGGGGGAUCUUACAUGGAGGGUACUGGCAAUAUGAUUGAUGGGAGCAUUCUAGCAAGCUAUGGAAAUGUCAUCGUUGUAACCCUCAACUACAGGCUGGGGGUUUUAGGUUUUCUAAGUACUGGAGACCAAGCUGCAAAAGGCAAUUAUGGAUUGCUUGACCAAAUCCAAGCUUUACGAUGGAUUGAAGAAAAUAUUGGAUCCUUUGGAGGAGACCCAAAAAGAGUUACUAUUUUUGGAUCCGGAGCAGGAGCAUCCUGUGUUAGUCUGUUAACACUAUCUCACUAUUCAGAAGGUUUAUUCCAAAAGGCAAUCAUACAGAGUGGAACAGCCCUGUCCAGCUGGGCAGUGAACUACCAGCCUGCCAAAUACACUCGGAUAUUGGCAGAUAAAGUGGGCUGCGACAUGCUGGAUACCACCGACUUAGUUGAAUGCCUUCGUAAUAAGAACUACAAAGAACUCAUUCAGCAGACCAUCACUCCAGCCACGUACCACAUUGCCUUUGGGCCUGUGAUUGAUGGGGAUGUGAUUCCAGAUGACCCUCAGAUUCUAAUGGAGCAGGGAGAGUUCCUUAACUAUGACAUAAUGCUAGGUGUGAACCAAGGGGAAGGCUUAAAAUUUGUGGAUGGCAUUGUGGACAACGAAGAUGGCGUUUCCCCAAAUGACUUUGACUUUUCCGUCUCCAAUUUUGUGGACAAUCUGUAUGGCUAUCCAGAAGGGAAGGAUACACUCCGGGAGACCAUUAAAUUCAUGUACACCGACUGGGCAGAUAAGGAAAACCCUGAAACACGAAGGAAGACCCUGGUAGCUCUGUUUACUGACCACCAGUGGGUUGCCCCAGCUGUUGCUACAGCUGACCUGCAUGCCCAGUAUGGCUCUCCAACAUAUUUCUAUGCAUUUUAUCACCACUGCCAAAGUGAAAUGAAACCAAGCUGGGCUGAUUCAGCGCAUGGUGAUGAAGUUCCUUAUGUGUUUGGCAUUCCCAUGAUUGGUCCCACCGAAUUGUUCAACUGCAACUUCUCCAAAAAUGACGUCAUGCUCAGUGCAGUAGUUAUGACAUACUGGACAAAUUUCGCCAAAACUGGAGAUCCAAACCAGCCUGUUCCACAGGACACAAAGUUCAUCCAUACAAAACCCAACCGUUUUGAAGAAGUGGCCUGGUCUAAGUAUAACCCUAAAGACCAGCUCUAUCUGCACAUUGGCCUGAAACCCCGAGUUCGGGAUCACUAUCGAGCAACAAAAGUUGCCUUCUGGUUGGAACUUGUACCACACUUGCACAACUUAAAUGAAAUAUUUCAAUAUGUUUCCACAACAACUAAGGUGCCACCUCCUGAUAUGACCUCAUUUCCUUAUGUCACCAGACGUUCCCCUGGAAAGUUGUGGCCAGCGACAAAACGCCCAGCAAUGACACCAGCCAACAAUCCUAAACAUUCAAAGGACACCCACAAAACAGCCCCAGAGGAUACAACUGUCCUGAUAGAAAACAAGCGAGAUUACUCCACAGAGCUGAGUGUCACCAUCGCAGUGGGGGCAUCCUUGUUAUUCCUCAAUAUUUUAGCUUUUGCUGCAUUGUAUUACAAGAAAGACAAGCGACGUCACGAGACACACAGGCGCCCCAGCCCCCAGAGGAACACAACCAAUGAUAUAGCGCACAUACAAAAUGAAGAGAUUAUGUCAUUGCAGAUGAAACAGCUAGAGCAUGACCACGAGUGUGAAUCGCUGCAGGCACACGACACUCUGAGACUAACCUGCCCACCUGACUACACCCUUACUUUGAGGAGGUCCCCAGAUGACAUUCCGCUAAUGACACCCAACACCAUAACCAUGAUUCCAAAUACAUUAACAGGAAUGCAACCUUUGCAUACUUUCAACACCUUCAGUGGAGGACAAAACAGUACUAAUUUACCCCAUGGACAUUCCACCACUAGGGUAUAGCUCUGCCAUUUCCCCCUCUUACUCCACAAGCCACUUGGAAGAAAAAGAAGUAGAGGAAAGAGCAUUCACCAUUGAACAACUUGUUAAAAAACAACAACAAAAAGUAAACACGAAGGGCAGUCCUUAUUUUCUUACUGAUCCUUCCCAUAGAAACUCUCUGAUAUUAAAGAUCAGCUUCAAACCCUGUGAAAUGUGAAACAUGUAUAUUGCUGUUAUGAUACUGCUUUAAGAUCUCAGCCGCUUUGAUUGAAAGUUGAUGCCAGAAGAAAUCACUUGAAAAGAUGUUUUGAGAGUAACAAACAGAAGCAGAAUCUUCUGGAACACAGAGCCAGUGACUGUACAGUUUUUUUUAAUAUAUGAAAUUAAAAAAAACAAAAAAAACCACACCAGUUCUUUAUGUGCCAUACCAUGAAUGGCCCUUGUUAAAACAAAGACAUCACCAUGGGCUUUUAUCCAGCAUAAGAAGCUGUAACCAUAAGGGGGAAAUAGGAUUUUAUUAUUAAAAAUAAGAGGACUAUGCAGUAAAAUACGUAUAGUUCUGUGCAAAGAGAUGACUUGCCAGCCUGAACUAUAUUUAAAGAAACUUUGUAAAAAGUGUAUAUAGCUGUGAGUUUAAAAAAAUAAGCUUUUAUUGACGUUUUCAGUUUGAAAAGAACUUUUAGAAAUUGUGCUUUCAGUUGUGACCUAUGUGUAUAUACAUUAGUCAUAUCACCUCUGUUUCCUCCAGACCAAAAGGAGGAUUUUCUUCUUAAUUACUAGUGGUGAACAAAGACAUGAGGUUUUUCUAACAUGUUUCAUUUAUAGGAGGACAUGGUGUUAUACACAGAAUACAGUUGUCUGUGUGACCUGCGUAUUUUCCCUUACAGGUUACAGACGUGCAUGUUAAAGCAUUCUUAGGAGACAGUUGUUUUUUAGAUUUUUUUCUUUUCUUUUCCUUUUAUUUUUGUGUUAGCCUUCAUUAAAUUGCAACACAGAGAUGGAUCAGAAAAUGGAAAUCACGAUUAUUGUUUUAAGCUUGUUGAAUUGAGCAAAGAAACAACAAUACAAUGAGUCCAGUUUUGUAGUUCUUGGUUAUUUUAAUACAUUAGGAAGACUUGCUUCACAAUCUAGUGCCCUGACAAACGCAAAGAAAACCUGCCUCUUGGUCAGUCUUUUAUGAGGAAAUCUAACUCUAUAUUCACCAGCAGCUGCAGAAGAGCUUUUGCUGAGGAAGCACCCAUUCAGCUUUGCCAAACAGAGGAAAAAUGAAAUUUGACAGAGGAAAGGGGGUGGUGUGGUUUGUUUGGUUUUUUAAAAGUGGAAAGGUCAUGACUGAUCAGUAUGAAAAGAGCUUUUUCACCCAGUAUCCCGUUAUUGUGAUCAAGAGUGCACCUGUCUGAAAACUCUAUUUUUGCUGGUUAAUUAUAUAGCAGUGACAAAACCAAUCAAUAUUGUUGAGAGCUAAAGAGAGGGGUCUAAAAGUGCUCUGUGUGAAUUUAUAUGAAAAUUCUGGACAGCUUCAUUGUCAGUAAAAGGUUAAAUUAUUAUUCUCCCCUGCCCUCCCUUAAUUCGGGAACUAAGGGCAAAACAGAUCCAUCACACAAGGGGCUCAGCAGUUUCAUUUAAACAGCUGAUUCAAGUGUGAAAAGCUAGGCAUGAGUUAUUAACUGAUGAAGGUUGUUUAUAUUUUGUCUUUAGAAAGUGACUGCAUCAUCAAGAGAUAGUAACCAAAGAUAUUUGAACAAAGUUGCUCUGCACUUGAACAUGACUAUCCCAGAUGUAUUUUGUAUUUUUAUUUCAGUACCAAACUGGGCACGGCACCAUCAUAUUGUCUGUCCCAUACAGAACCUAACACAAGAUGCCUUCUACCUUUGUGAUAAAACACUUUGGAAUAGCCAGCCCAUGAAAUGAUAUUGUAGACAAUGAUAUCAAAAUCUGUGGGCUCUGCACAACUCCUUGCUGUGUGUGCAUGGCAGAGAAGUGGGUUCUGAGAGAAAUGAAAAGAGAUUUAAUACAGUAAAAGUGCAUCAUAUGACCUAUCAUGUUUUAUACGUAAGAAGACAGAUAUGUUAUACAGAUUAGAAAGUGUUGAAGCAACAGUCCCAAUCUGCAUCAAGUAGCAAAUGGAAAAAUUUCUUCUUCACUGAUCCAUCCCAUAAUGUUUAUUAAAGCUGACUCUUUACCAGGCCAUUUCCACAACCUAUGUAUUGCCUCAGCUGAGAUGCAGUAGUUCAUGACUCUAAAAAAAGGCAGUGAUGCUUGGCAUCAUAACCAGUUGGGUAUAUUUGUAAUGUGAAUUACAGUAUUUGUUUAGUACUUCCAAUUGUCUUCUGCUAGCAAUAUGUACAGUAAUGUGUCAGGCUUGUGACAUUUGGGUAAAAAAGUUCCUGUAAGUGAAUGAUUUUAGCUUUUAAAAAUAAUUAUGAUCAAGUCAAUUUAAUAAUUUUAUACAUCUGAAUUGAUGUAUGAUUCAUAAAUGGACAAGAUGUAUAGAAUCUUCAUAGAAUUCUAUAAUAAUGAUAACAAAAUACACUUGGCAAAGAAAAGAAAACAAGAACUUUCCCAGGCUUAUAGUCUUGACCUUAAGAGGCACGCAGGGUUUAAUGGUUUCUCUUGUUAUUGUUUUGCAAUUUUUUGUUUUUGCCUUAAGUAAUGAUAGAAGAUAUAUAUGGCUGGACACAUAUGUAUAAACUUUUCAGCAGCAUUUUUAAUAAUAAAA
Mauremys mutica (yellowpond turtle) is the source of this 5813-nucleotide messenger RNA. It is a transcript of the gene NLGN4X, whose product is annotated as neuroligin 4 X-linked. The record is from RefSeq and is a predicted model, not a curated record. Gene Ontology annotation, biological process: modulation of chemical synaptic transmission; postsynaptic membrane assembly; synaptic vesicle endocytosis. Gene Ontology annotation, molecular function: neurexin family protein binding; signaling receptor activity. The coding region runs from base 665 to 3115 and encodes 816 amino acids. NCBI's taxonomy places the organism in Eukaryota, Metazoa, Chordata, Testudines, Geoemydidae. The transcript has 6 exons. Gene Ontology annotation, cellular component: synapse; postsynaptic specialization membrane; cell surface.